Culex pipiens pallens (northern house mosquito) is the source of this 2152-nucleotide messenger RNA. RefSeq lists its product as uncharacterized. NCBI's taxonomy places the organism in Eukaryota, Metazoa, Arthropoda, Insecta, Diptera, Culicidae. The record is from RefSeq and is a predicted model, not a curated record. The transcript has 6 exons. Bases 747 to 1787 code for a protein of 346 amino acids.
AUCAGUGUCAUUGGUUUGAUAACUGGGAUUGGCGUAAUUCUGUGUUUUUGACUAAAAAAUAGCGAACAAGUCGUGAAAUGGAUAAUUUAAAAAGGUUGUUCAACAUGCGUUGAGCUAUAGUUUGGAAACAUACCAUUUUCAACAAAACAUUAAACGCCGUCUACUCGCAAGAAUUUUUGCGUGAGUUUGCCCAGCGUAUCCUGUCAAGGAUACCUCUCUCUUCCGUCAUUCAUGCGAUAUAUACACUGACAGAUAUAGCCAGACAUUGCAGAAGAAGAAAGUUUCCCCCAGGACGAGGACGAGCCAGCAAACAUCAUCCUGCUGAUAUCAUUGCACAUCGGAGCGAAUAAGGAAUACCAUCCAUGUUUUUUCGUUGUCUCGUGAAAUCGAAAUAAAUCAAUGCGCACAGCAGCAGCAGCAGGUAGUGAUUUUCAUGGAAUUUGCCCAACGUUUGUGAAGUGAAUUGGUUCAAAAGUGAAAAAUAGAAUCAACUUCCAGAAAAGGAAACUAUGAACCACCGUACAUAUCAAGGUGCUGGAAAAGCAUUGGUUUCUCUUCGUUCACCCCAGUUUUGCAAUCGCUCAGCUGCAAGCAUCAACUUUCAACCAAACGAAACCAACUAAGCAAAUCCCUAAGAACUGUUCCAAAAAAAACCAUACCAAAAAGUAGUAAACAUUACACUAAAACCAAAACUCGUUCAGCCCGCCAGUUGGCUCCGCGCCAAGUUCGUUUCCGUUCGCGGGACCAUGGCCCCCUUCAAGCUCAGGUUCCGCAUGGGUAGUGGUUCGUCCCGUAGCGCCUCGCAGGAGCAGGAUGUCGUAGUCGACAGCCAGGCUAAUCAGAUGAUCGUACAGACGAACAGCUAUCUGUCGAGCAGCGGCAACAAUACCGCUGCCUACGGUAGCAGCACUACCCUUGACUCUGAGCAGAAUAACGAUAGCUUAGUUUCUAUGAGCAACGACCAGCGGGCCCUAAUCCGGGACAGGGACUCACCCGACGAGCGAAUAGGAUACGUGAAUCCCACGUUGACACACACCGAAGGUACCACAAUACCGUUGAGCCCACCGCCAUCGUACGAACAUGUACUAGAGGAGAAUCGCCUUGCAGCUUUAGAUAAGGAAAACAACAAGACAUCGACACUGAGUCUGUCGCCGUCUAGCUACGACAUGUUUGGGAGUAAUCAGCAGCUGACGGCUUGUACACCGCAGGACCAACAGCAGAGUUACGAUCAGCAAUCGCAACAACAGGCAACGCCCAACACAACGAGAAAGCAGGAAUCGAUCGAUUCCUCGCUGUAUUCCUGCAGUUCUGGCACAUCACCGUCACAGGAGAACCUGCUCGGCUGCACUGGGUCUUGUGAUCCGCUGUACAAUAUGGCUGCCCAGGAACACAUGGAAGAUUUGGCUGAAGAAAUGGAGGACAUGCACAUCGAGGAGACCUGCCUGUCCAACGACAACCUGGACGACGGCUCCUACACCGAUGAGUGCCAGUCGUCGUACGACCCCCAUGCCUACGAAGGAACGUCCUCGGGGUCUGUGGUGCGACCCGAGAUCAAAGGGCCAGAAAUUUUAUACAAAUCCAGCAAACAGCUGUACAAAGCCGUCGCCAAGGAGUGCGGUAUCACGUGCAAAAUGUCGGACCAGUGCCGAUGCCUGGACUGCCAGAGUCGUUACUUUGACUGCGAGUAUGACCAGAACGAAAACGAGAAAACUGACGGAGGAUUGGGCGCUGGAACGCCCAUGUUCAUCAGCGAAGUCAUGCACGGUUCAGCUUGCACCAUCCUUUAAACUAACAGAAACGGCCGGAGAUCAUCGUAAUCUCAUCCAAACGAAGCCUAAAGUCCUACUGAAGCAGAGAUAUAGUCAACAAUCACUAGAUCACACUUAAGCAAAGGCAAAACAGUUGCACAAAUCUUACAGUAUAUAAAACUAUUACCACAUACAUACGUUAGGUAUUGACAAGAACAAGCCUUUUGAAACAUUUUAUCUUGAACAAGAAAAUAACACACAUUUGAAAGAAAAUUCAAACUUGAAGAUUUCAGCGACGACUAGCUAUAUGGUAGGAAUCACGUUAUGAGAAACUACUGGUUAACAAACUGUUGAAUUGCAAUUAGCUAUCCGUACACGAACACACUCACAAACACACAAACAUA